Molecule: messenger RNA, 3123 nt
Organism: Aureobasidium namibiae CBS 147.97
Lineage: Eukaryota; Fungi; Ascomycota; Dothideomycetes; Dothideales; Saccotheciaceae
Exons: 3
Coding region: 1-3123 (1040 amino acids)
Source: RefSeq, a predicted model, not a curated record
AUGAUACCGCUACGACCAUUACUAUCACUACUGUCCCUCGCCAGCACGGCGCUGGCAAUCGGCCAGAAUGCAACUAUCGCCUUCAACGCCUCGGCUGGCUCGUAUGAGUUGGCUUCGGGUGGCUCUUCGGUUCAGAUCAUGGCAGACACCAGGGAUUGGCCUGCUGUGUUGAAGGCCGCGAACGAUUUAUCACAAGACUUUGGCAGAGUUACUGGUUCCAAUGGAUCCGUCAUCCUUUCAAACACAUCCGAUACCUCUGGCGUAGCUGCCUACAAUGCCGGCUCCUACUUCAGUGGCAACCCCAAUAACGCCUCGAUGAUCUUCAACAUCACCGGUUUGACCACAUUCAGCACCACCGGUUCUGGAGCAAAAGGAGGAGUCAUUAUUGCAGGAACGAUUGGAAACUCUUCCCUGAUCGAUGCAUUGAUCAAGAGCGGAAAGAUUGAUGUCUCUGCCAUCAACGGAACUUGGGAAGCAUUCACCUCCACCGUAGUCUCAAACCCUAUGGAUGGCGUAAACGAAGCCUUGGUUAUUGCUGGCAGCGACAGAAGAGGAACAGUAUACGGUCUCUACGACGUAUCCGAGCAGAUCGGUGUCUCACCAUGGUACUUCUGGGCCGACUCUCCCCCUCAAAAGCACGAUUGCAUCUACGCCAUGAACACAACCAAAGUCCAGCCUUCUCCGUCUGUCAAGUACAGAGGUUUCUUCCUCAACGACGAAGCACCCGCUUUGACUGGCUAUGUCAACGAGAAGUUCGGUUUCAACCAGUACGGCUCAAACUACGGAGCUGACUUCUAUCACACUGUAUUUGAGCUUCUGCUUCGUCUGAGAGCAAACUACUUAUGGCCUGCUCAGUGGAAUUCCAUGUUCAACGUCGACGAUCCAAGAAGUCAGAACAUGGCAGAUGCUUACGGUAUUGUUAUGGGUACCUCACAUACUGAGCCCAUGAUGAGAUCUACCAAAGAGUGGAAUGAGUUCGGAAAUGGAACAUGGAGCUGGGCAACUAACAAUGCUUCUAUCUACCCCUUCUUCGAGGAAGGUGCUGAGAGACUUCGUCCUUACGAGGGUGUCAUCACCAUGGGCAUGCGCGGCUCAGGUGACACUGCUCUUUCGGCCGGUAUUGAGACCCAACUUCUGGAGAACGUUGUCUCUUCCCAGCGCGAUAUUCUUGCUCAGGUCUUUGGCAAUGCUAGUGUCAUGGAUCCUAAUGCUGUGCCACAGCUGUGGUGUCUGUACAAGGAAGUCCAGGGCUAUUACGAGGCCGGCAUGACCGUUCCCGAGGACAUUACACUGCUAUGGACCGACGAUAACUGGGGAAAUAUUCGCAGGCUUCCUGUCGGUAACGAGACCUCAAGGAGUGGUGGUGCUGGUGUGUACUACCACUUCGAUUACGUUGGUGACCCGAGAGACUACAAAUGGAUCAACACAGUCCUCAACCAGAAGACCUGGGAGCAGCUGCAUCUCGCCUACGAGAGACAAGCUAGACAGAUCUGGGUCGUCAACGUUGGAGACUUGAAGCCUCUCGAACUACCAAUUUCUCACUUCUUCGACCUGGCAUACGACAUCAACCGUUGGGACAAAGACAGCACCACCGAGUGGCUCGAGCUAUGGGCUUCUCGUGAGUUUGGUCCCGAGGUCGCUGCGAAGACAGGAGCUCUUAUGAACACCUACUCCCACCUUGCUGGACGCAGGAAGUUUGAAGAGGUCGACCCGAACACUUACAGUCUGAUCAACUACGAUGAGGCUAACAAAGUCCUGGCUGAGUGGACUGCAAUCCAGGAGACAGCUCAAAGCAUUCUUGAUGGACUGCCAACUGCCACACAACCCGCCUUCUUCGAGAUGGUCUACCACCCCGUCACAGCUGCUCGUACUUACUACGAUAUCAUGAUCUCGGCUGCCAGAAACAACGUCUACGCUCAACAAGGACGUACCUCCACGAAUGCCCUUGCACAACACGUACAGAACCAAUUCUCGUAUGAUCACCAGCUCUCCAAAUCUUACAAUGGCUUGCUCGGCGGAAAGUGGAACCACAUGAUGGACCAAACUCAUAUCGGUUACACUUACUGGCAACAACCCAUGAGACAAGCUCUGCCUCCUCUGCAAUACGUUCAGAUGGCCGAGCGAGCUUUGAUCGGUGAUCUAGGCAUUGCAGUUGAGGGCUCCAAUGCCACAGUCCCUGGUGAUGACAGAUUCCACUCGCUGUCAUCCAUGACUCUGUAUCUCCCAACUCUCGACCCUUACGGUCCUGCUCGCUGGAUCGAUAUCUUCCACACUGGUACCCAGCAGAUCACCUGGAAUGUUCAGUCCAGCGUGCCCUACCUCAACUUCACCCAGAAGACGGGCACUCUGUCUCCCAACGGCACCACAGACACUCGCAUCUGGGUCUCCGUCGACUGGUCCAAGGUCACUCCUGGCGCAAUCAACACGACUACCAUCAACAUCACCAGCUCCGCUGAUUACGGCACUCAAUACAGCGUUCCCAAGGUCGUGAUCUCCUACAACAACACCGCUGUCCCAUCGAACUUCACCAACGGCCACGUCGAGUCCGACCGCACUGUGUCCAUCGAAGCAGAACACUACUCGUCCAUCUCAGGCGGCAAUUCCUCAGUCUCCUACCAAGUCAUCCCCGGUCUAUCGCGCACACUGUCCGGAGUAACCCUCUUCCCCGUCACCGCAGACUCGAUGACCCCAUCGACAGCCCCAGCCCUCGAAUACAACUUCUACACCUUCACAAACCUCAGCUCCGGCAUCCUCAUGGAUCAAAACAUGGGCACCAGCUCUGCAUACACACCCAACACCGUCAACAUAACACUAUACCUGGGCACCUCACUCAACACCGAUCCCAACCGUCCCUUGCGCUACGCAGUACAACUGGAUGACCAACAACCGCAGAUCCGCAAAUACAUUAUCGAUCAACCCGGUGGUGCUAACCCUACUAAUUGGUUGACUGCUGUGGCGGACGUGAUUUGGUAUAAUACUACCACUUGGCAGUACUCGGGUCCUGGCGCGCACAAGUUGAAGAUUUGGGAGUUGGAGCCCGGUGUGGUGUUGCAGAAGGCGGUGAUCGAUCUUGGUGGUGUGAGGAAGAGUUAUCUGGGUCCGCCUGAGAGUUAUAGGGUUUGA